AUGGCUGACCACUUCAGAUUGGCGGCGGCUUCCUUGGAGACUGCUGGGUACCAGAAGAAAGGGGACAAGUUGUUUAUUGUCGCCUUAGCUCCGUUAUUGGGACCUGUUGUGGGACCUAUCACAGGUGCCUGGUUUGUGGCUAUUCUAACUUCGAUGGCAAUACCUAAAUCUUCGCCAGGAUUGCUGAACUCUCGACCUGGAGAUGAGUGCUUAUGGACCCAUCUUGUUGGAAAGGAAGGCAGAGCGGAUUCGCAGAUCGAUGAUACCGAGAAGGAACCACAACGAGCAGUCUGCACCAUUUCAGUCAAGAUCGCUCCUGGCAGACUAUCAUGGCCAAAUCGCCCUUUUGCACUCUUCGCCCAAAAGCCAAUCGUACAGCUCCUCGGCAUUUACAUGGCGUAUUUGUACGGGUUGCUUUAUCGGUGUAUACCAGCGGUCAACUGGAAUCGCCUUUAUUACAUUGCACUUGGAAUAGGGUUGGUCGGGGCGUGCCAAUUAAGUGCGAUAACGACGGACAAGGUUUACAUUCAUCUCAAGAGUAAAAACGGUGGUGUUGGGAAGCCGGAGUUCAAAUUGCCUGCUAUGGUUCCCGGAUCUCUGCUACUUCCAAUUGGGUGCUUGAUCGUAAGCUGGACUUCUGAAGCCCAUACUCAUUGGAUAGCUUCAGAUAUUGGUAUGGCGCUUGUGGGAGCAGGUACUAUUCUGAGUUUCCAGUGCAUCCAAACCUACCUCCUUGAAUGUUUUCCGCUUCAUGCCGCUUCCGCGAUUGCCGCUGUCGCCUUUUUGAGCUCUCUGGCACGCUUUGGAUUUCCCUUGUUUGCUCCAGCGAUGUAUGACGCACUCGGGUUCGGGAGGGCGAUAUUAUUCUGGCAGUCGCGGCAAUCAUCUCAAGCUGUCCUGCGCCCUGGAUAUGUUGGUAUUACGGGGAGCGGAUACGGAACAGCAGUCAGCAUGCGCGUUGAUAACCCUAGAUGA
Molecule: messenger RNA, 975 nt
Organism: Suillus subaureus
Lineage: Eukaryota; Fungi; Basidiomycota; Agaricomycetes; Boletales; Suillaceae
Exons: 8
Coding region: 1-975 (324 amino acids)
Biological process (GO): transmembrane transport
Molecular function (GO): transmembrane transporter activity
Source: RefSeq, a predicted model, not a curated record